Molecule: messenger RNA, 4437 nt
Organism: Mesocricetus auratus (golden hamster)
Lineage: Eukaryota; Metazoa; Chordata; Mammalia; Rodentia; Cricetidae
Product: bifunctional endo-1,4-beta-xylanase XylA-like
Exons: 3
Coding region: 1-750 (249 amino acids)
Source: RefSeq, a predicted model, not a curated record
AUGAGGGAUGAGGAUGACGAAAGGGUCCAGAGGGUAAGAGUCCAUCAUGGCAAGCAGAGGCGUGACAGCAAGUGGCAGGCGUGGCAACAGGAGCAAGAGGCUGACAGCAAGUGGCAGGCGUGGCAACAGGAGCAAGAGGCUGACAGCAAGUGGCAGGCGUGGCAACAGGAGCAAGAGGCUGACAGCAAGUGGCAGGCGUGGCAACAGGAGCAAGAGGCUGACAGCAAGUGGCAGGCGUGGCAACAGGAGCAAGAGGCUGACAGCAAGUGGCAGGUGUGGCAACAGGAGCAAGAGGCUGACAGCAAGUGGCAGGCGUGGCAACAGGAGCAAGAGGCUGACAGCAAGUGGCAGGCGUGGCAACAGGAGCAAGAGGCUGACAGCAAGUGGCAGGCGUGGCAACAGGAGCAAGAGGCUGACAGCAAGUGGCAGGUGUGGCAACAGGAGCAAGAGGCUGACAGCAAGUGGCAGGCGUGGCAACAGGAGCAAGAGGCUGACAGCAAGUGGCAGGUGUGGCAACAGGAGCAAGAGGCUGACAGCAAGUGGCAGGUGUGGCAACAGGAGCAAGAGGCUGACAGCAAGUGGCAGGUGUGGCAACAGGAGCAAGAGGCUGACAGCAAGUGGCAGGCGUGGCAACAGGAGCAAGAGGCUGAGAGGUUGCAUCUUACCAUCCUAGCUCGGGAAGUAGGGAUUUCAGAACCCUGCCUCACUAGCCAGUCAGACGAGCCUGCUGGCCAAACCUCGGGCUGGUGAGGAGCUCUGUUUUGAAAGGAAAAUGGGGUGGGGGAGAAAGGGAGAGAGGGAGGAGAAGAAGGACAGAGGAAGAUUGGCUGGGGCCUGUGGAAACACACCUGAUGCGCUCUCUCAUGCCCCCCACCGCCCCCCCAUCCGGAUCCAGGUUCGGAUUGACUGGCUCUUUUGAGACAGUGUCUCUCGUUGCACUCUGAAACUCACAUGCUGGCUAGCCUGGCUGGCCAAUGAGCCUGGUGCACUACUACAGACAUGAACCACCACAGACGUGCACCACCACAGAUGUGAACCACAGACAUGCACCAGUUCUUCUGGCUUUUACGUGGCUUCUCGGGAUCCAAACUCAGAACCUCAUGAUUCCACAGUGGCUACUUCACUGACCCAUCCUUGUUGUUUUUGUGAGAUGGUGGUGAUUAGGAACUGACUUUGGAGCCCACAUUCUAGGUUCAAAACCUGGUCCCAUCUCCCAGGUGCUGGUGGCUUGGUUGGCCCAGUAAAUCUCCAAGCCUCGAUCCAAACAACGGAGUCUCACCUUCUCCAUCUGAGCAAUGUGAAUAACACGGGAGUGAGGUUAGGAUUAAGUGACGCAGUGUGCAGAAAGCACUUAGCACAGUACCUGGAGCAGAAGUGAAGUGCUUACUAAGUAGUAGUUCAUCCCAGCAAACAUAAGCUAUGGCACACCUUACCAUGAACAGCAAUGUCUGUCUGCCUAGUGCUUUGUAGACAACAAAGGCCAUUCUAUUUUACAUUUAGCUAUUCAAUCACAGCAAAAACACCCUGAAGUGGGCAAAACCGAAUGAGUGACCCCACUUUACUGAAAAAGAAAUAAAAGUUCGGGUGGGCCCAUUGGCUCGAUUUCAAAGAGCAAAAGAAAAAUGUCUGUGUCUGGAUUCAGGCUUGGAUGUGAUUCUGUGAAGAUGGGUAAUUACACAUGCACACUGGGCAAGCUGAGUGCCUCGGGGCCAUCUGGCUUCGCAGCUCGAGGGGGCUGUGCUUCUACGCAGCUUUUUUUAGAUGAGCGCAAGAUGGGAGCGAGAAGCUGGCAAACCACUUUCCCUCGGUUUCAACACUGGUGUGAUCCGUGCUCAGCUCUGCCCUCCUUCUCAUCCCCAAAUGCUCUGCGGCUUCCUGAAACUGCCCUCCUGCUGGAUGGUUGCUGGCUCUGCCUUGCCUGGCCCUGCAGCUGGGAUUUGGAAGAACCAAAGACAAGGAAGCAGGGGCAGCUGCUGGAGACAUCAGAGAGCUGGCCAGCACCAGCUGGUCACAAGCCUCGGUAGGGAACAAGAAACUGAUGGGGGCAGAGGGCAGGAUUCCCGCUUCCCAUGUCAGUCAACAAGAUGCUCUUUCCCAUCCAACAGAUGGGCCCUGGAAUCGUGUAAUAAAGUAUAGCAUUCAAUACGGCACAGACCACAGCUCUCCCGGGAGCGGGAGGCUGAGAGAUCAAAUGUUAACUGAAUGCAAUCAAGACACUUCAUUUAAGAGGGAGGCUGGCUGGAAGUGGUAGCCCAGACGGGAGCAUUAGCGGUGAGGCACACGGAGAGUGGGCUGGGAGAUCCACAAGGGCAGCAAAACACCCCGGGGAGGGUGAGAGAAUGGACAGAUGCGGCCGGGGCAGGGACAAGGACAGGGAGGAAAGAAGGUUUGAUUUUAUGGGAAAGGGAGCAGCCAGUAACGUGUCAGCAAUGACAGGCAGGACUGAAGGGGCCUCAGACACCAGUCAGCUCAACCACUGUUGUCCUACAGCCCGGCUCACAGAGACUAAAGCUCAGGUGAACAGAGAAGCGCACACCCACGUCACACAGUGAGAGAGGGCACUAGGGACUGGGCGAGAACCCAGGGACCUGGGGAGGGGCUCGUGAGAGCGCACGCCUCCACAUAAAUCUGGGAGAGACAUUUUCUCCAGUAGUGUAGCCACUGGCAGGCUGUCCAUUCUCUUCAAAAUGACUCAUCUUCACCAGUGCUUCUAAAGGAUCCUCAGUGAAGUCCCUGGGACAGGACACACACACACAAGCACACAUGCACACGCACGCGCUCGCGCACACACACGUACACACGCACACCCAUACACACACACACAAAUACAAAAUCACAGAGAAACCCUGCUUCAAACAAACAACAAAUCAACAACAAAAGAAAAUAUCAUAACGGAACUUAUUGCCAUGCAUAGUUAGCAUAUGCUGACAGAAACCUAACCAGGGAUCCAUAGAACUAGUUUGCUCUUCCCACUAGACACGCCACCUUAACAGGCUGGGAUUUUGACAGAGACCAUGUUUCAGACAGAUCUGGCAGCAGAGGCCUGAAGAACUAGUCUGGGCCCUGUAAACAAGCAAGGGUGAGCUGAGGGAGCAUGGACUCAGACCACAUGGAAAGGACUAGUUGGCAUGAGGCCCACCACAGCAAAGAAACCAGGGGCUUUGUAGAGACUAUGGUGUAGCAGCAGAGCAUGUGUAGGUGACUCAAUAGUCAUUUUCAAGCUGCGCCGCUCUCCCAAGGACACAGAACACUUGACCUCCUCACCCCAGCCUCUAUGUCUGUACAGAAAUUAACCAGCCUCUUUCCCGGCUCCCUGUAGGAUGCCAGGUCCUCCCCUAGGCCAGCCCCUGAAAUUCUGUUCUUCCAUGUGACAUUCAAAGGUCUAUUUAUUGACUUUAAUGUAUAUGUGUUUGCAUGAGUUUUGGGGUACCUUGUACAUGCAGGAAUCCUCAGUGGCCAGAAGAGGGCUUCAGAUCUCCUGGAACAGGGACUACAGGCAGUUGUGAGUGGUCAUAUUAAUGCUGGAACUGAACCCUGGUCCUCUGUAAAAGCAGCAGAUUCUCCCAACCACAGACCCAUCUUUCCUGCCCACCAUCUGAUGUUUUAGGACCUUUGCCUGUGCUUAGAGGAUUAGGUGUGAAAUGAAAACCCCAGUCAGAAUCCAUCAGUGUGGGCUACUGGGUGGUCAGGGUCUGCAGGGUCACAACCGUGCCCUGAACUUUGAUUUCUGAUGUGAGAAUCGUGGAGAUCAGAGGGAAGACAAUGGGAGUCUCUUCACUUAGCUUCACUCUGGCAGAGAACGCAGUAACAGUGGCUGAGAUAGAAAAGGGUUUGUGUGAGGGGACACCAGAAUCUUUGAUCUCUUUUUGGCAGUGGUGUGGACAGAACCCAGGACCUUCUACACUCAGGCCGGCACACCAGAAUGAGAAUUUAAACCAAGGCUUCCCUGGCUAUUUAGUGAAAGGAGAAAUGACACCUGCCUUCCAGUUGAGAAAGGACAAAUGGAACUAUGGGUAACAGCUAGUAUUGUCUGAGUCCUCAGAAGCCACCAGGUACUUACUGUGUGAAACUUUGUUUAAUGAUUUCAAUAACCCUACAAUGUAAACAAUUUUAGAAUUAGAAUUCUUGUUUUACAAGUGAAAAAUAAUAAAGUCAUACACUAAAUUAAUAUAAAGUGAUAGAUAAUAAAUUAAAUUUAAAAUAGUAAAAUACUCCUUUUUCCCUAGACAAGAUUGACUACAAUGCCAUUUAUCAGACAUGCCAGUGACUAUCAUCCUUGUUUUGUUUUUGUUUUUGUUUUGCUUUUGAAACAGGGUUUCUCUACAACAGUCCUGGCUGUCCUGGGACUCACUUUUAGGAUCAGGCUGGCUUUGAACUCACAAAGAUCUGCCUGCUUCUGCCUCCUGAUUGCUAUGAUUAAAGAUGUCCGACACCAUC